This is a messenger RNA of Blastomyces gilchristii SLH14081, 468 nucleotides long. RefSeq lists its product as uncharacterized. Bases 1 to 468 code for a protein of 155 amino acids. Lineage: Eukaryota; Fungi; Ascomycota; Eurotiomycetes; Onygenales; Ajellomycetaceae. The transcript has 3 exons. The record is from RefSeq and is a predicted model, not a curated record.
AUGUACGUCAGCUUACCUGCCCAACCUCAUCUCCCCACCGUCAAACCAUCUGCCAUUGCCCUGGGCACUAUCUUCAAUCAUGUUGCAUCCUUGGGUGUCCUAACCCCAGUGUUCGGUGAUACCUACCAUCGCGCACAGGCCGCCAACUCAAAAGAGGAAUUCUUCAAGUCCAAGGAAGCUGCUUCUGCCGCAGCAGCAUGGAGCAGUUCUUUGAUUGGCAGCGCCGUGCAGAGCUAUGGAGUUGGCGCGUUGAUCAAUGCCACAGGCACAUUGAGUUAUAAGGGAGCUGCUUACCUGGGAAGCUUGAUUUUCUUUGCCAGUGCAGCGCCUAGUUUUAUCUCACAGGUUGUUACGGAGCGAAGGCCAAUGGAUACUGUUGCAGUUGGCGUCCUGACAAGAGUCCUGGAGACUGUUGGGUUGAGCUUGUUCCUCACCUGGUGGGGAACGAGAACUAAUCCCUUCGAUUAG